Messenger RNA from Solanum lycopersicum (tomato), 1796 nucleotides. The record is from RefSeq and is a predicted model, not a curated record. Lineage: Eukaryota; Viridiplantae; Streptophyta; Magnoliopsida; Solanales; Solanaceae.
UAUCUGUUUCACAUUUAUUGCUCUUAUCCUUUCAAUCUUUCUUAUCUUUAAGCCCUAUUUCUGAUGUGCUUGAAAUGAUUUCUUUUGGGGUUGCGCUUUUAACAAAAUUUUAUUAGGUUUUUUUUAUUUUUGCGUAGGCAGAGAGCAGAAGUCAUGGGGCUUCUUUUACGAAUUUUUUGUUCUUGCUUUGGUGAAGAAUUGGGAACUAAAGGUUUUUUCUUAUCAAUAAAUAGUUGAUUAUAGAAAAAUGGGGAUCAAAUGCUGUUAUUUACUACCCAGUCUUCCGAAACAAAGAGUGUUUCUGCUUAGUUCGCUUGAAUUUUACUUACCUCAAUUUAGGAGUUCCGCUGUUUAAUAGCAUAGCAUAGGAAAUAGAUGGUGAAGUAAUGAGAAAUCGGCUAAGUAUACCGUGUUAAUGCUGAAAAUUUGUUACUUCAAAUGAACUUAGCUUGAUUGUUCAUCAUUUGACAAACUUUUGGACAAUCCUUACUUGCACCUUUUUUUCCCUUGGACAGACAAUAGUUUUUCUCAUCAAAGGCUACACCGUGGACUCGAAUAAGAGAUGGAUACAGAAAAUCCUGCUCCAAUAGUUGAAAAGGAUACUACAGAUGCGGAGACAUCAUUGGAUAGCUCUCAUCUCAGGAAGAAGAUUCAGAAGAAAGUUCCAAAAAGAAUUCACAAAGCUGAGAGAGAGAAAAUGAAGAGAGAGCAUUUAAAUGAGCUUUUUCUUGGUUUGGCUGAUGCUCUUGAACUAUCUGAGCAGAUGAAUGGAAAAGCCUCUGUAUUGAGUGAAGCUGCUCGAUUUGUAAAGGACAUGCUUUCUCAGAUCAAGCAUAUGAGGACAGAAAAUACGACUUUGCUGUCUGAAUCUCAAUAUCUUAGCGUGGAGAAAAAGGAGCUUGAGGAUGAAAAUACAGUUCUGGAGGCUGAAAUUAGCAAACUGCAGAAUGAGGUCAAAGCAAGGGAAGCUGAGACUAGUCUUGACCUAAAUCUAGCUCCUCCUGAAAUUCAUCACACAGAGUUUGCCUCACAAACUAACUAUAUGAGAUUGCCUGCUUCGGAGCACGGAUUUCAACAGUCACAGAUGAUGAACCCCGUGUACGUCUUUCCCUUGAGUUCUAAUCCUCAGGCUUAUCCAGCGCCUGAUGCUGCAGAUCCCAUGGCUAUGCCCUCAUCUACUGUGAAGAAACCACAGCCUAGAUACCCCACUCCAAAUGAUGUAUGGCCAUCCCAAAUCCUUGAAAAGAGGCCUCAGUUAUUGCGACAGGAGGUUCAAGAUGGUGCGUAAGUAUAGUAGUCUAGAAGAAACAAGACAUUCGUUCAUAGGGAAUGGCAUGUAUAAGUACUAGUUAGGUAAUGUAGAUUUAGACGAUAAACAGCAGCAGAUUCAGCAAUACUUUGGACUUGCAGCUCUCCAUUGUAUAUAAACUUUUCGUUGUAUUUUGAUCAACAAUAACCUAGUUUGUCUGUUUGAGUGUCGAGGUAGUACCAGUUGGGAGGUAACCAUACCAUAGCAGUGUUGGAUACAAAAAUAUGUUGGUAAACAAAACCUGUAAGUAGGCGCCUGACAUGACAUCUAUGGAUUUUGAUGUUGAACUCUUACAAUGUUGUUGCUGUUGAGGUCAUUUUCAAGCUCUGGGUAUCUCUAGAGUGGCCAAAAUUUGUCUUAGUCCCUUGUAUUUUGACGAGGUAGGAGACAGAGAAGUGACUUAAGUUGUCAUUAUCAUUGUAGAAAUCUUAAGAAAAUGACAGAAUUGAUCUCUUGUGUUUGGUAGUAGACUAGUAGGUUUGAAAUA